AUGGAAACCCCCAAUGAACAUGCAUUAAAAUUUUUACCAUCGAUGAAUAUUUUAGCAGAGAAUGAGACUCGAGAAUUCUUAAGUGGGAGAGAGGCAGCCUGUAGUCCAUUAGCAUUGAAAUUAUUUAGUGUUGAUGGGAUCAGGUCGGUUAUGUUUGGAAGUAAUUUCAUUACCAUUGAAAAAUCUAGUCAAGAUUUGAACUGGUCAUUAUUAAAGCCGGAGAUAUUUUCAAUUUUAACUGAAUAUUUAACUAAUGGAACCCCAAUAAUAAGUGAAGGACAUGAAUUAAGUAAUGAUAUGGAAAUCAGUGAGGAAGACGAUGAAGUUAUAUCGAUGAUUAAAGAGUUAAUCUUCACUAGAAUCAGACCGGCAAUUCAAGAUGAUGGAGGAGAUAUUGAAUUUGUUAAUUUUCGAGAAGAUGAUGGAACGGUAUAUUUAAGAUUGAAAGGGGCAUGUAGAUCAUGCGACUCACUGUCAGUAACAUUGAAAAAUGGAAUUGAAAGUAUGUUAAAGUAUUAUAUUGAAGAAGUACAAAACGUUGAACAAGUUGAUGAAGAUUUUGAAAUCAAUACAUCUACGAAAGAAGUUGAGGAUGAGGUUAAAUUUGAUAGUGAGGUUAAAUUUGAAAGUGCUAAUCUAUCACCAAGAUCUAGAGAUGAUCCACCAAAUUUGUAA
Hyphopichia burtonii NRRL Y-1933 is the source of this 675-nucleotide messenger RNA. RefSeq lists its product as uncharacterized. Bases 1 to 675 code for a protein of 224 amino acids. Gene Ontology annotation, biological process: iron-sulfur cluster assembly. Lineage: Eukaryota; Fungi; Ascomycota; Pichiomycetes; Serinales; Debaryomycetaceae. Gene Ontology annotation, molecular function: iron ion binding; iron-sulfur cluster binding. The record is from RefSeq and is a predicted model, not a curated record. The transcript has a single exon. Gene Ontology annotation, cellular component: mitochondrion.